GCCCCCUCGCAGGUCAAGACGAGCCUGCGCUGCCUGAAGCGCGGCAGGUACGAGUCGCUCGGGGAGGACGAGGACGGCGAGGGCGUCGCAGCCCAGGACCAGCGGCAGAACCUCAACCGGACCGUGGGGCAGGUCCUGGUGAAAGUCGCGCUGGUGCUGCUGGUUCUUGUCACCGUCCUGGUGAUGUAUAGGAGCAAGAAUGACACCCUCGAUCCUCCUUUAUCAGAUUCCAGAGACGCUGGAGGAGCGGACGGCGGCGUUCAGGAGGGAUUCGCCGCUGGUUCCUCUCCGCUGGGCUGGCGUGGAGCCUCCUCCUGUCCCAGAUCCC
Prorocentrum cordatum is the source of this 328-nucleotide messenger RNA. The record is from the annotation of a GenBank genome assembly. NCBI's taxonomy places the organism in Eukaryota, Dinophyceae, Prorocentrales, Prorocentraceae.